Messenger RNA from Argentina anserina (silverweed cinquefoil), 1944 nucleotides. RefSeq lists its product as uncharacterized. NCBI's taxonomy places the organism in Eukaryota, Viridiplantae, Streptophyta, Magnoliopsida, Rosales, Rosaceae. The coding region runs from base 273 to 1643 and encodes 456 amino acids. The record is from RefSeq and is a predicted model, not a curated record. The transcript is spliced from 4 exons.
AUACAUAAGAGGCCCGUCAAGGCCAACGCGCACCGUUUCGUUGCCACCGAACUGUCGGAUUGGGUGUCUCACUUUUUCUUUGUUAAGGUCGUCAGACUUACCCAGCGAUCUAGUCGAAUCUCGAUUCUCCCAAAUCCACAAACCCUAAACUCCCUCUACCCAAUUGCAAACUCUCCUCAAAUCCCAUCUCCAAUUCAUCAAGCCCACACUCUUCAGUUCCAGCUCAAGAUUCAAUCUUCAUGUCCUAAAAAGCCCCCAAAUUUACCCGGGAAAUGAAUUCGAAUCAAUUCCUAGGGUUCCAGCAAUCCGGUCAAUCGAAAUUAAAGAGUCUUCCUUUAAUGGAUAGAACCAGGUUCCUGGCGGUUUUCUUAUUGCUAUUGCUAAUCGCUGAUGCCUCAAAUGCUUCGUUGCCCUCCAGACAUAGAUACUUGAUCGAUGACCCUCCGGCGAAGAAGGGCAGUUCGGACAAUUCAACUUCACAGCCGGGUAAGGAUUCUCCGGUGACGAGUCCGCCGCCGCCUUCUAAACCUGAUUCCGAUCCUAAUCCUAAGCCAGUUGAUGAUCAGAAGCACAAACCCGGCUCUGCGCCACUUGACCCCAAUCCGGAUCAGAAUAAAAGUACUAAACCAGCUCCGGUAGGUCAGCCAAUUGUUGCCGGCGAUGGGAAAAAUAACCAAACACAGAAGCCGACUCCGGAGCCUGAGAAGAAGCCAAAGGAGAAGGAGAAGCCGACUCCGGAGCCUGAACAGAAGCCGAAGGAGAAGGAGAAGCCGACUCCGGAGCCUGAGCAGAAGCCAAAGGAGAAGGAGAAGCCGACUCCGGAGCCUGAGCAGAAGCCAAAGGAGAAGGAGAAGCCGACUCCGGAGCCUGAGCAGAAGCCGAAGGAGGAGGAGAAGCCGAAAGAGGGGAAUGUACCUGGUUCUGCUAGUUCACCGCCUCCUCCUAAGGAAGGAGGUGGUAAGGAGAAGACUAAGAAUGAUGACAAUGUGCCGAAUGCGAAGGAAGAGAGCUGUGAUGGGAUAAGCAAAACAUGCAGCAAUGCGGAUAUGGUUGCCUGCGUUAAGAGCUUUGAUAAGGUAUCAACAGAAGCAGUCAUUCUGGUCCAAAAUGUACGCGACAGCAUAUUAGUGGGCAACGUUUCUGCAGAAGAUACCAGGAAGCUGGUGAUUUCAGAACACAAAAAUGAAGAGAUCAAGCUCAAUAUGGGUAAAAGCAACAAAGUAGUACUGAAGGCUGGAAAUGGAGAAUGUGUGUUUCAAAUGGACUCUUUUGUAUCAGAAGGAAACUAUUACAUGCGAUUCCCUUCUUAUGACAAGUUGGUGACACGAAUCAAUGGUGCUUACCUCUUGAUUGUUACAGUAAUAAUUUUUGGAGGGAUGUGGGCUUGCUGCCUUUUUCGGAGGAGGAAACAGCGGACUGGAGGUGGAGUUCCAUAUCAGGAACUUGAAAUGGCAUUGCCGGAAUCAGCUUCAGCAAAUGAUGUGGUUACAGCUGAAGGUUGGGAUGAGGGUUGGGAUGAUGACUGGGAUGGAGAUAAUGCAGUGAAGUCACCUGGAGGGCAUCUGGUGGGAAGCAUCUCCGCUAAUGGUCUUACUGCAAGGUCCUCGAACAAAGAUGGGUGGGAAAAUAACUGGGAUGAUUAGUUAGAUGAACAAAGCAUAAAAUUAGAUUUUGCCCCAAAAGUUAAGGAAAGUGGGACUAGAAUGAAGAUCCCAGAAAACCGGAUACGAAAUUUAAACCUUUUUUUUCUUUAGUCUUCCCCUUCUUGAAACUAGUGAGUUUUGUGUAGUGAAAUCUCAGAAAAUAGGUCUGUAUAAGUGCUCCUGAUAUUUACUGUAAGUGCAAGAGUGAUAUAUUUUUUGUCCAAAAGUGCAAUUAUACUCCACUUGAUUUUUGUUACCUUUGGUUUAACCUUUGAACAGUAUUCGUCGUGAAGUAUUUCAC